Molecule: messenger RNA, 1831 nt
Organism: Durio zibethinus
Lineage: Eukaryota; Viridiplantae; Streptophyta; Magnoliopsida; Malvales; Malvaceae
Product: protein TRIGALACTOSYLDIACYLGLYCEROL 2, chloroplastic-like
Cellular component (GO): chloroplast inner membrane
Molecular function (GO): phospholipid binding; lipid carrier activity
Source: RefSeq, a predicted model, not a curated record
UUAGAAAAGGUUGAAACUUUUCAUUUCCCAAAAAAUGUCGGAAUUGCUGCCUCGAAUUCGUGAAGGGAAAAGCCCUAGCCAGCUCCAAAAGUUAAAUGGAAGUCUUAGAAGCUGAAGAUUUAGAGAGAAUUUGUUUUGUUUCAUUCUGUAUUUAGCUAAAAGGGAUAGUAUUCAUAGCAUUUUGGAUUAAUAGUAUUCAUAUGCUUUAGCGUUAAAUUUUCCAAAGAUGGUUGGGAAUACAUUAGUCAAGAUUUCAAGUUGUCCUUCUAUGUUAUCUUCAACUUUGACCUCCAUCCCACAUUCUUCUCCAAAAAUUUUGCCAUUUCUUCCACCAAAACCAAGAACAAGGUUGGCAAAAGUUAGAGCUAUGUCUGCUGGUACCGAGCAUACCCCACCGCCUGCUUCUUCAGAACAAAAGAAUCUACUUGCAGUUGUUUUAGAUGUUCCUCGGAAUAUUUGGAAACAAACAUUACGUCCACUGAGUGAUUUCGGGUUUGGUCAUAGAAGCAUUUGGGAAGGUGGGGUUGGGUUGUUUCUUGUGUCUGGUACAGUACUUCUUGCUCUUAGUCUGGCUUGGUUGAGGGGAUUUCAGAUACGUUCUAAAUUCCGGAAGUACAUGGUGGUGUUUGAAUUUGCUCAGGCAUCUGGUAUUUGCACUGGAACACCUGUAAGGAUUAGAGGGGUGACUGUAGGCAAUGUUGUACGUAUUAAUCCCUCCUUGAAAAGUAUAGAAGCCGUUGUUGAGGUAGAAGAUGAUAAGAUUAUUAUACCUCGAAAUUCACUGGUUGAGGUGAACCAAUCUGGUCUUCUGAUGGAAACUUUGAUUGACAUCACACCUCGGGAUCCAAUUCCAUCACCUUCUGUUGGACCUCUUGACGCAGAAUGUCUCAAGGAAGGCUUAAUUGUAUGUGAUAGGCAAAAGAUAAAGGGAGAACAAGGGGUAAGUCUGGAUGCGUUGGUAGGGAUAGUCACCCGUCUUGCUCAUCAAAUGGAGGAAAUCGGUAUUGCCAACACCUAUUCACUUGCUGAACGAGUUGCUGCCGUUAUUCAGGAAGCAAAGCCCCUGCUCACAAAGAUUGAAGCCAUGGCCGAAGAUGUGCAACCUUUGUUGGCUGAGGUUUGUGAUACUGGUCUGCUUAAAGAGGUUGAGAAUUUGACCAGAAGCCUAACACAAGCCUCUGAGGAUUUAAGAAGGGUGCAUUCAUCCAUUAUGACCCCUGAGAACACCGAAUUGCUUCAAAAAUCAAUUUAUACUUUGAUUUUCACUUUGAAGAAUAUCGAAAAUAUAAGUUCUGAUGUACUGGGAUUCACGGGAGAUGAGUCCACAAGAAAGAAUCUGAAAUCACUUAUCAAUUCUCUCAGCAGGCUGUUGUGAAGACAAACGAAAAGCAUACAAUAGUUGAUCAGACGGUCCAAACUCAACACUGGUUUGUCUUUUCCAUUAUUGUAGGGGUAGAAAUUCAUUCAAGUAAAGCUUUAGCAUGCACUCUUUGUGUUCCAUUGCAAUUUCUUAGAAAAUCUUGAUGCUUGAGGUAUCUGUUACACAGUUACACAUUUGUUAAAUUAGAUGCAAAAUUUUCAGGCAAUAUAUCGAGGAUUUGGUUUAAGCUUUGCUUGGUAGGAAAGACGAAAAAUUUUGUAAAUUUUGCCUGAUAUUUUUGUUGAAUUUAUUUGCCUUCUUGCAGCCGACAUUUGUAUUGAUUAUACCCUUAGACCAUUAUCCUCCUACUAAAAUUAUAAGACCCUACAAAUCUCAAGUGUUUGGAUCAGAGUCAACAUCUUUGAAUUAUAUGAUUUUUUUUUCUUUUUAAAUAAGGGAUAAGACUUGCCA